AUGAGCACAAACCAUCGAAAACGCAAAUACCGUGGCACGGCGCGAUCUCACAACUCGUACUCAGGUUCAAAAUCUCAGCAGCACAUUGAACCGUUUCUGAGUCACCAUGAAGCAUAUCUCAACCAGCAACAGAUCUCAAGCUCGACUGCAUGGGGAGUUGACCUUGAUAUUUCUUAUCGUGGCGAGUUGACUCCAGCUACACAUCCACAACCCGACCCCCUGCAAGCACUAUAUAUCCAGGCACAUGAAGCAAAUAUUGUAAAGGGGUCCAGCGCAAAAAUUGCAGCACAGUCGUUAGAGGUAGUGGAGUAUCACACCGUUCCGUUGCCUCUUGGGACAGUUGUCUCUGAGUCUCAACUAUCUGCAGCUCCCGUCGUUAUCACUCCCAAGGUUGGGACUGCUCUGAUUGAGUUGGGCGACGGCAAUGUGCGGCAGGGUGAGGUAGAGAGAAAAUCUCCUGGUGCAGCUGGUGGCCUUGUACAUUCGGCAUUGGUGGUUGUCGACGAUGACAUCGACUACGUCGAUUCUUCUGCCUUGUUGCCAGAAAAGUCACCAUCAUCGAUAUGGGUUGACAGGUACGAUAUCCGUCUCCUCCUCAAUAACACUAGACCAUUUCCCCCCCUUUCUCCCGAAAAGCUACCACCUGCAUCCCCAACAGGUUUCUCCGACCUUCCCUCAGACGCUGAAGAUACCUUCUUUUUCUCCUCCACUGAGGUGGAAGAUUUUAGGCGGGAAAAGCGUCGGCGGGUAAUGGAGCGUACAAGGGAUGAGCGAGUAAAGGCGCGUAUGCAGGAAGAGGGGUAUGAAGACAGACUUGGAAAUAACAAAGAAGAGGAGGAUAUAUGGGGUGGGAGUGACGAAGAGCCCGACCAAACACAACAGGAUCUUAUGGAGCGAACCGCCAUGCAUAUUGCCUCUUCACCGAACGCAGCUCAACUUGAAAUGCGCAUACUUGCCAACUAUGGGGCGGAUAAGCGAUUCGCGUUUCUCCGUGGACGGUGGAAGCGCGCAUGGGGAUUAGCAAAGGCUAAAGCCCGGAUCAAGUUGAAAAAAAAGGUGGAGGACAAGCAGAAGGAGCCUGAAUCCACGGGGGUAUUAGCUCUGGCAGGUUAUGGAAGUGACUCACAGGAAGAUGAUGAUGAGCCUGUGGCAGAGCAGGUAAUAUCAUUCGUUUCUCCUCCAUCCCUUCUUCCCUCCUCAGCACCGCCUGUUGACCCCGAUGUGUCUCAUUCUUCAAAAGUGCAAAGCACUAGUAGCGUCGAUGCAGAUGUAGAGAAGGAGGAACAGGCAAAAGAAGCUCGACGUAGGCGGCUGAAGGCAUGGGCAGCGCAACGUAAGGCAGGUAGCAGCGGCUAG
This is a messenger RNA of Psilocybe cubensis, 1356 nucleotides long. RefSeq lists its product as uncharacterized. NCBI's taxonomy places the organism in Eukaryota, Fungi, Basidiomycota, Agaricomycetes, Agaricales, Agrocybaceae. The record is from RefSeq and is a predicted model, not a curated record. Bases 1 to 1356 code for a protein of 451 amino acids. The transcript is spliced from 3 exons.